AACUGCAAAACGUGCAGCGCUCGGAACACGGCGCCAGCAGGGUGGCGGAUGGGGGGGCUGCGAGGCGCAGCGCCGUGCGGAUUGCUCAGGCCCCUACAAAGGGAGCUGCUCCUCAUGCUGUAGCAGAAGGUGCUGCUCAGGUGCACCAGGUGUCAGCAGGAGAGCAGAGAACUUUCAGAGAGGCAGGGACAGCGGCCCUGUCAAAAGCAGGCGGCCAUCCGUCGGGGUUUUGCAGAAUCGAUGGAAAGCGUAACGCGUGUUGUUCAGAAGUUUCCCCCACAAUGUUUCAUUACUGAUGUGUCUGUGUCUUACCGAUGAGGUAAUCAGCACCUUGAAAAUUGAUUCCAAUGUGCUUUAGGAUAUCCUCAAGUACUGUAGUGCCAUAGUUGUAAUUGUUUACCAUUAAAAUCUAGUGUGUAAUUUUCAGUGAGGAUUACUGACUGUGCUCAUCUUGUGUGUUUCUGGAGCAUUUCCAGGUUGAGUAUGAAUUAUAUCUCAUUCACACAGUGUGUUUAUGGAAAAUGUGCCAUUAAAGUAUCUCCUUUCCUUAGAAAAUGAAGCUCCUCUUGUCCUUCUAGGGCCUUGCAGAACAUGAUGACUUGUUAAUCCUUUGAACAGAAAUGGCAGAGUGCUUUACCUUGUGCUGGGGAAAACAAAACAAAGCAAACUGAAGUGUUCCUGCUAUUUAAUGCUGCUCCCAAAACCAAAACGAGGCCUUGGUGUUCAAUUUUAAAGGGCCUUGUCAGCCAACAGCCGUUAAUGUUGAUACCAGAUUGUGGCGUUUGCGUCCUCUGCAUGGUAAGAGUCCACCCUGGCACUGGUAUCCUCGUCAUUCAAGUUUGCUUGCCGGUUGCCUUUUUUAUUUAUAAAUAAUUCUCCUGCACAUACCGCAACUCCAAGCCAUCUCAACUCUUUACACCUGCUCAGGAACGAAGGUAAGUUCCGAAGGCUAGAGGGACGCUCGUGUGAGCGAAGCCCAGCCGUGCUGGCCCCCUUUCUAGCCGCUGGUUCCCAGGGCCGGGGGGAUGGGCUGGCCACCAGCUCUUCUUGCCCCUUGGUGGGGCAUCCCCGCCUGGCUGCAGCCUGCCAGGAGCGGGAUCUCCUCCUCAGCUCUGGGAAAAUAGUAAAUGACAAAGGAUACGAAACCAAAAGACUGGCAAUUGUUAAGCACAGCUUACUGUUAUAUAGUAGAAAAUUACUAACUCUAAAGAAUUAAACAGAUCCACAACCGCUGCUUCUUUGAGUCACUGUGCGUCGGCAUAUGCAGCACUCAGGCACAGAUAGGAGCUAAAAUAAUUGUUGCAGACUGCAAGUGAAUUUAAAAUGUCUGUUUUUCAGAGCUGAAUUUCAGACUGCAUUCACGGGGUAAGAAGGAAAAGAGAAACUCUGGUCCCACUCAACUCUGUCAUAUAUUGAAACAAACCCAAUUAAAAUGCGGCUAAGUAAAAUCCGGCUACUAAACCCAUGCAAGGCGCCUGAGAAACCCCUGCAGCGCGCCUUGCUGUUCCCAGCUACGGGGCAGUUGAAUGUGUUUUCUUGUAUUAACACCAGAGAGAAGACAGACGUGAAAUCCCUUGAUCUCAAGCAUUUUUAUUGCACAAACAUUGAAGUGAUAGGGCUGUUCAUUGUUGCUUUUAAUUCUGACCUGCCCUUUGCUGCAGCUUUAUUUUUCUUCUAGGAGAACUGGAAAACAAGCACUUGCCCUCUUAAAACCGAUUCUCUAGAUCCUUUUCCCACCAACAUUUCCAAGUCGAUGGUAGCAGAACUGAACCUGUCACACCCCUCAGGGCGACGUGUACAGCCGGGGCUGCGGGCAGAGCCUGCGGGUGGCUGGGGGGGACCGGCUGCCUGGGCUGUUCACACCCCACGGGCAGGGAGCUGCUCCAGAGCCCGACGCUUGUCAGCUGGAGUGCCUGACGUGUCUGUGUGUAGGUGGCUCUGUCCGUUGGCGUCUGCCUGUUGCACUGAUGUCCAUGUUUGUUGGUGGCCUUUGGUGCCUGCUGGUGUCCAUGUCUCGCUGCUGGUGUCUGCCUGUUGGUGCUCAUUGGUGCCGGUUUGUGCCUGUUCGUGUUGGUGGUUGGUGCCUGUUGUUGGCUGCUUGUGACUGUUGGUGCCCGUGUCCGGCUGUUGCUGUCUGUGGGUUUGCCCAGGUUUCUGUGGGUGUGUUUGUCGGUGGGGCUGUCUGUGUUUUAAAGCGCCCUGGGAAUGUUGCAGCACCUUUUACAAGCCGUUUGCAAAAGGUCAUUACCCAGUGUAACAGCCCCCAGCCGUGAUGCAGAAGGGGAAGCUUGGCCGCAGCAGCACCAGCGGGGCUGCGCCAGGGGCUGCGCCAGGGGCUGCGCGCUGCAGUCCCCGACCUGCUGCUGCCCAGGAAGCCAAAGCCUCCAGCGGGGAAGGCUGGCACCGCUCUGCCUUGCAGCUGCAGCUACACCCCCCACCCCCACCCCAUUCAGUAACUCAGCACAAGAACUUCGCUGAACAUCGGGAGCGCCCACAGCAACAACAAAUCCCUUUUAAGGAAGCAUUUCAUGGCCGUCAAGUACUGCGGCUCUACAUGCCCAUCCCAUUCCCUUGCAGGAACAGAGCAAGAGUUGCAUGCAUUCGUGUUUCUUUUCCUUUCCCCGUUCUUAGCUUCUGCACCAGUUGUUCGCCAAAAAUAAACACCGUUCCACAACCAUAUAUGUGCAACAGCCUUCUGGUGAUUGUCAGCCCCCUCCGGCACUGCCGUGAUUCCACACGGCCAGGAGACUGUCGGCUUUCUAACACGCUCUGAGGGGCUAUGCACAUAACCCAGCUGAAUCGGGAAUGCCUUUUACAUCUGUUUUCUUUUCUGGACAAAAAUAGUAGGAAAAGUUUAGCAAAAACAUGUCACAAGUUGCUAGAAGUGUUUCAGGAUCCUGUACUGUGGCCUUUGUUGAACUUUCACUCUCCAGUGGAACUAAAGAAGGAUAAUUUUCUCCUGGGACCUGCUUUAAAAUACUUAUCCAUCUGCUGGUAUUCAGAGAGAGUCAAGGUGUGUAACAUUGAGGACUGGAUGAAAAACAAUUUCCAGAAAGACUUCUGUAACAGGCACGAAAACACUGUCAAUGAUUUCUUACUAGAAGUUUGCAACAGAUGUCCAAACCUGCUAUCUGUGACCCUCGCUGGGUGUGGCCACGUUACAGAUGAGUGCAUCUUGCUGCUUCUCAAGAACUGCCCAAACCUCAAGACACUCAAACUGGAAAACUGUGUGCGGAUCACAGACCAGACACUAGCAGCAGUGACCCUCUACGGGGGAUCAUUGCAAACGCUCCAUGUGGAUUUCUGCCGGAACAUAACACAGACUGGUCUUGAAAAACUCAGAGAAAAAUGUCCUUUGGUAACGCUGAGAGCGGACAGAAGCGCUAACAUGAUUCCAGACAAUAAACCAGAAAAAAAGUCGAUGCUUGAAAAGGCAUCAAGGAAAUGGGUUCAGUUUUAAGUGCAACAAAUUGUGUAACGUGUAAUCGGUCAGUGUGAGUAUCUUACUCCACUCCCACUCUCCUCUUGGGUAGCACUGCUGCAAGGAACUGCAUUCUGGUUUAGGUCCAAACAAAUGGCUGAUACAUUUUGUAAAGGCUGCACAAAGGCAUGCUUCUCCACCAGGAUGGUCUUAAAGAAAAAAAACUGUUUUCUUUCUGUUAUUCCUUGAAACUGGAAAGACCCGCGUUGCUGUCACAAACGCUAGGUCUGAUUACGGCUGAGUACUGCAGUUUCGAUACCCUCUUGUUGCAGAUGACUGGAAUGCACCUCACUUGAAAGAGAAGCAGCAGUACGUCUUAUUGAGGUAAAAUAAAAUUGAGUUGACAGAGUUCAAUAAAUUUUGACAAGGUUCAGUUAAGUUCAUUAGCAAGGUUCACCUUAUUAAUUACUGCAUGGAAGAAGCAUACAAAGGAAAACUGAGUUAGAGUGAUUCACACGGAGACCAGACACAAACAGUAAGGAAGGCCCUCCCGCCGAGUCACGAGGUUCAGAGCGACCCCCCUGCUCCCUGCACUCCUUACGAGCCUAGGCGCGGCUGGAUCCAGCCUUAGCCUCGGACUUGGUCAACAGUUUAUGUCUUAACGGAAGACACACACACACAGAGAGUAAGGAGGACUCUCCUGUGGGGGCACAAGGCUCAGAGUGGACCCCCCUUGCUUUCUAAGCUCCUUCCACAAUGGGAAAGGGCAUAAAGCCACAGCAGACAGAGCUUGGGUAACUGUAUGAUCUACACGAAUUUCAGGGAUAUUAACAAACUCAGAUUACAGGAUGUAUAUAUCCAUACGGCCAUUCCAUCUGCUGAGGCCGAUAACUACACCACAGAAGAUCUUGCUAGCAAAAGCAGAGCACCUGGCAGCCAUCGCCUCCUCGGUGACUCACACCUGUAGCCCGUUUGUCAGGCGUGCUCAUUACAGGAGGGCUGCAUGGCAAUGCAGGCAAAACACAGUCUGACCCUUCGCACGCACUUUGCCAAGACACUGAAAGCUGCCACUGAAGGAAGGGCAGUAUGACCGAACGCUAGACCUAUAGGAAAAGACAGUGACCUAGAAGCUGUAGCUUUAAAUGCUACAUUGGGAACACACCGCAGUACCGGUCUAUAUAAGCACCCGUUUCUCACUGCCAAGCACAAAACAAAUCGCUAUUUUCAUCCCAAACCACAAAGCUGUCUCUUUCCUGCAUGCUGCUCUGCUACAUGGAAAGGAACCUUUUUCUUUUUUUAAUGAAAGGUUGCUAUGGCAUCAUCUACAAAAUCUGACACCAAAAACUGGCACAGUUUUAUUCUGCUGUAUAAAAUUUGCCUUGGUACAACAGAUGGGGAUUUGGUCCUGGGAUUGAGUACUCGGGACUGGUAACACCAUGUUCCAACGGCUUUUGACGCAUGUACAGAUUUUCGCCCAGAAGAGGUAAACAUUUCCCAGUGCCACCUUACUGCGUGCCACCUGCACUGCAGUUACCUGUCAACAAUUUUAGUUGCCGAGUCUGUCUUGGUGUAAUGAUACAGAAAAAAAAAAUCAUUGUGAUCAUCUAGUUGGAAUUACUCAGGUUUCUGUUUGAACCACAGCAUGCAUUUUUAAAAAGCACCCUGUUGCAAACCCUGUGCUUUGCUCUUAUGUGAGAGCAUGUCCUCAAAUUCCACUUUCUGUUAUCUUCCCUUUUGUCUAACAACAAAAUUCUGACAUGAACUCAGAAUUCUGGCUCCUAGAGAGCACACCCCACCCAUUCUUGCCGACUCUGCAGCUGAACUUGUAUUUACCUUAAAUCUCUCUCCCUUGCAACACACUCUGCGGGAGGCCUUUGCGCUUACAAAGGACGGCAGAUGGUUAAGUCUGGCUAUCGAUAGCCGCGUUCCCCCAGAGGGCUAGAUGUCAGUUCAGCUUGGACGUCAAACAGAAGGCUGCAUACAGACCAGUCUGACAAACACUAUGGAUCCUGAACAGCUCCAGCUUAAAUCACAGCGAAGUCUACAGCAGUUAAAAAAAAAAAAAAAAGGCUUCAAGUUAAAACCUUA
Messenger RNA from Falco peregrinus (peregrine falcon), 5509 nucleotides. RefSeq names its product F-box and leucine rich repeat protein 22 (gene FBXL22). Gene Ontology annotation, molecular function: protein binding. NCBI's taxonomy places the organism in Eukaryota, Metazoa, Chordata, Aves, Falconiformes, Falconidae. The coding region runs from base 2780 to 3460 and encodes 226 amino acids. The transcript is spliced from 2 exons. The record is from RefSeq and is a predicted model, not a curated record.